CCACACCCACAUCCACAUCCACAUCCACACCACCCCUACAUCGACCUGCAGGACGCAAUUUUAGCAUCAACCCACCCCUUCCCUGCCCGAAGCUGGUCCCUCUCUGCAGAUGAGAGGCUGGCUUGGCCUGGCUCUGUACUCGACUACCCUUGUAAUCCUCGAGGGGUGUCAAAGCCAAUUCCGAUCAACAGGAUCCCACACGUACUUGAAGAGAAGGCAUUGCAUCGUCGACCAGAAAGUAUAUAGACUUCACUAUCCCCAUCCCCAACCCAAAUCCAAGUGUCAUAAUCUCGACAUCCUCACUUUCGUCAUCCAUCCUCGCUUCCACUUCCUUCACCAUCAUCUUCCGUCGCCUUUUCUCGUCUCACCUUUACCCGCUUCUAUUUCCAUACCCCCAAUUCGCUUUGCAAGUGAAAUAGGCGCCUGUUCAACCUGCAAUUUACUUUUCCAAAUUAUCUUUCACCAACUAAACCAAAACACCAUCCUCUGCUUCUCUCUCCAGCUUUGACAGCUGCUACCAAUAAUCCUCGUCCUCAAUUCCACACACAUACAAAAAAUCAAAAUGCCUUCAUUACGCAACAUCAUCCAGGGCCUCGCCCUCUCCUCGAUGAUGGUCAUGGCCGCCGCCGCUCCAUUCCCACCAAUUGUAGAAAAAGUUGACGCCGAUGAUGCUUGUGGAAAUGCUUCUGUGCCACCAACGACCAGUAAACCAGAGGGACCUAACGCUUCGGCAGUUCCCAAGAUCCCAGCCAGUGGUGGUGAGUGAUUAGAUAUCUACUUCUUUCACUACUCAACUAACAUUUUCUCAGCCACCCCCGAUCUCAACGUUACCACUCUCACUCUUGCAUACGUCACCCUCGGUCACGGUGUCCAGAACUACUCUUGCGACGCAGUUGGAGCAACAGGAAAGGCAAUUGGCGCAAUUGCAAAGCUGUACGAUGUUACGAAUCUUGCAUACACAGACAUUGAAAUGGUUCACAAACUCAGUGCAAUGGUUGUCGAGGGUCAAGCAACUGAGGAAGGAUCUGAAAUUGCCAUCAAGUCCGCCGCCGCCAAGCUCAACGCGCCAAUCAUUGGUAACCACUACUUUGAUUCUGCUGGUGUUCCAGUCUUCAACUUGAGUGAGAAAGACAAGAUCAUCUUCGCUGCGAAGACGGAAAACGUCAAAGCACCAGCCACUGCCGACAAGGGUCCUUUGAAGACUGGUGCUGUUGACUGGCUUAGAUUGGUCAAAAAGGAGAACUACGCUUUCGCCAGCAAGGGUAUCCAGGAGGUUUACCGUCUUGAGACUGCCGGUGGUGUCUCGUCUGCUUGCAAUGCAACUGGUGUCAUCUCAGUCCCAUACGCUGCCGAGUACUGGUUCUACAACUGAAAGUCUUUCAAGUAUUCAGACAUUCGCACCACCAAAAAAAUCAAGCGAGUCGCGGAGAAAAAGAGCAUGUCAAGUUCGACAUGAAAACCAAAAGAAGGACCCGAAAAGAAAAGAGAUCCGCGGACGAAAAAAGAUUUACGAGAAUCAAGAAGGACAUCCUUCUUCCACACCAUACCAUUCCAUGUUCAAAAAAGAACAUGAUCAUGGUUUUUUUCCCAACCUUCAUUUGCGCGCUUCGUGUGCUGCACCAACCUUAUACCCCUUUGAUACCUUUUGCAAAAGACCUGGAUUUUGCACAAAACAACCCUUACAUAUAUAGAUGUACAUACUUUUUUCUUCUCUUCUUUUGACCCCUGGAUUUGGACUGGAUUUAUUGGGAAGGAAUAGGAGGGAAAAUGAUGCCGGUGUUCAUAGGAGUGGAUGAAUAAUGAGAAGGAGGGCUGGCUGGUCGGUCUGGGAUUAUUUAAUAAUUUACCUUUACAAUUUUAACUACCUUUUACCAAUUUGAAAA
Hymenoscyphus albidus is the source of this 1883-nucleotide messenger RNA. NCBI's taxonomy places the organism in Eukaryota, Fungi, Ascomycota, Leotiomycetes, Helotiales, Helotiaceae. The record is from the annotation of a GenBank genome assembly.